AUGAUCCCCGCGGAGGGGCUGCAGCCGCCGGAGCCGCAGUUGCCGCCUGUCACGUUCAAGGCCAAGUCGGCACGCGGCCUCGCGAUGAUGCACGGCGCGGACCACUUCUCGCCCGUAACGCUGGACGCAAAGACGCUGAUACGGAAGGUCUUCAAGGAGGCACCGAGCAACGGGGCGGAGCGGCGCGACUGCCGGCGGGAGCUGCAGCCAGUGGAGCUACUGCGCAUCGCUGCGCCCAUCAAAGUACUUGAAUACCAGCGGGUCACAGUCGGCUCCACUUCAACCAAGACGUUCUUUCUGUACAAUGGAACCUCCGCGUCGGUGCUGGCGGCGAUGCCGACGGAGGAGGCGCAUUUGUCCUUCGCGCCCACCUCACAGGUCAUUCCGUCCGGUCGCGCCGCCGCCUUCGACGUGAGCUUCUACAGCUCGGCAGUUCAGACAUACCAGCAGGUGGUGCAGAUGACCAUCAACGGGCGCCAUAUGCUACGCUUCACGCUGCAGGCUGACGUGGUGCCAGUGGAGGUCUCCCUCUCGCGCGACGACGUCGUGCUGCACUUCGCCGACUUUAGUGACGAUCCCGUGGCACGUGCGUCUGUUGUGCUCUCCAACCACGGCAAUAGCGAGGCGGCGUACACGUGGGAGCUGGGAGGCGGUGGCAGUGGGGGCGGCCCGUUCACCAUUACACCAAUGUCCGGGUCGAUUCCUUCAAUGAGUAAAGUGACGGCGCAGGUGACGUUUAGCCCAUCGCAGAGCAUACUCCACGCGGAGUCGAGGGCGGAGCUGCACGUGAAGGGUGCAACAGCGGUGAAGGUGCUCAACCUGAAGGGUGUCGUCGCCCCCACGUCGUGCGUGUGGGUCGGCAGUACACCAACAUCAUCAGUGGGUGAGCACGUUGUGGAGUUGCGACAGGUGCCUGCUGGCCUGCCGACAGCCACCACCGCCACGCUGUACAACAGGGGCCGUCAUAGCGCCUUUUUCUCCUUCGAGUCACUGCCGGAGUGGCUGACAGUAACCCCGAUGGUUGGCCGCGUGGGGGCUGGCGAGUCGGAGGAUAUCACCCUCACCGUGCAUCACGACACGCCGGGUGUGCUGCACACAGUCUUGCAGUGCUGCGUGCGCGGCAUGAAGCGGCCGAUGAAGCUGCGUCUCACCGCAGAGGUGUGCAUUGCCCCGCUCAGCAUUCUCGACUCGGAGCGGCAAAACGGAGCAGUGCUGCUGGCGUUCGAAACCGUGUACAUUGGCACCGAGAAGGCACUCCCGGUGCGAUUUAGCAACAGCGGCGAUGUGGCGGCUGUCAUCCUCGUUGACUUGCGUCACCACGUAGAGUACACACUGCGCUGCCCUGACGACGGCGCAGCGUCACUGGAGUGGCGGGGGCACAGCGAGCCGGUGCCAGGCGUUGUGUUCGUCACUAUCUCGCCGCGUAGCGAGGCGACCGUGCUGGUCGUGUACACGCCCACCACCACCACGGGCGAUGAGCGCUUCUUUGUCAAGUGGCGGCACGUCGGCGCGGAUGAGAUGAAUCCGCUGCUGCCACUCACUGUUCUUGGGCGGGCGAUGCUGUCGAAGGUGGUGGUCAAGCGGCAGCAGCUGGAGUUCCCCCGCACUGUCGUCAACACACCCGCGGUGCCCUUGUCGCUCACCAUCGAGAACACCUCCGCGGAAGAGGUGAAGUGGGAGUUGCUGCUGAGCCACGGCAUCAACAGCAUCAGCAACAGAAACAGCGCCUGCGGCGGUGUCCAAGAUGACAAUGACGACGACAAGAAGAAUAAGGACGCCAGCAAGGAUGGAGUGUUCCACAUGAGCCCUGACAGCGGCACGUUGGCGCCGCACACCAGCCAACUGGUGCAUGUAACGUUCAUGCCGAUCACUAUCGGCCACCGGCAGGAGCGCUACUGCGUGUACCUCGACGGUGACAAGCGUCGCCCGUGCGCCGAGGUGCAUGUAUCGGGCUUCGCUGCUCUGCCACGCAUCGUCUGCGACCGAAAUGAACUCAUCUUCCCCGCCAUCCCCCUAAACGUUUCGGUGCAGGAGACAAUGUACAUUGCAAACGACGGCUUCGACUCCAUCGAGGUGCGCUACAAAAGCAAAGAGUCUGGCCCACUCAACGUUACAUUCCCCCGCGGAGCUAUCGCCAUGGCCUCCUCCUGCAUUCCUGUGUGCGUGGAGUUCUGCUGCCCGAAACCGGUGUCAUUUGUGUCAUCCAUCACCUUCACAUCGGACAAGGGUGAAACACUCACGAUUCCUGUCACUGGCACCGCCGUCAACUCGUUUCUCACCGUCGCCCCGUAUGUGAUGUAUCAGCGUGGCCGCUCCCACUUCGGUGCUGCUCUUCCUCCAGUGAAGGAGGGGAAGAGUGAAGGUGAGGAAGGGGAGGAGGAGUGGACUCAGUCACUCAUGUACUACGAUGACGCCCCCGCAUUUACAAUGACCACCUCCAUCAAUGUCGCUACGCCUAGUUCUACCUUGCGAAGGAAUGGGGUGUCUCCAGACUUUCACGAACAGAACUUACCCCCUACGACCGGCCCCUUCGGUUUCGUGGACGUUGUUGGGCGAGAGAUGUACACCCGGCAAGACAUUGAGAAUCUCCGGCAGUGGUUGAAUCACAACAUACUUUUAGAGCCCGCCACAGACCUCGUGGGCCUACUACAAUCAACGGAUGGCCGCCCGCUGCUCGAUGCAGCGUACCGGCUAAGCGGGAGGCGGCCAAAGCGGGUGAGCCGACCGAGCGCGAGGGGUCGGUCGCUCGCAGCGCUCGAGACGCUGACAUCACUGAUCAAGUCAAAAGGGGGAUGUCUGAGUGACGUGCGGCUACCGUACCUGAUGAUGUAUGACACGUACUGCCGGCACCAAGAGAGCUGCGGCAUGGAGGCAAUAACACAGGCCGCAUUCGCGGUGCGUGCGGUCCACGCCUGGGUGACGGUCGUGCUGCAGCUCAUCCGUGCCUUCUACCUCCCCAAGGUGGACGUGGCCGCCGCGCUGCAGGCUUACCCCGCGAUGAAGACGUACGUGCCGCAGACGCAGUGGGAAUCCGCGCCGUUCCAGGCCGCGCUCCACAGCAGCAACGUGUUCAGUUCGGAGGAGGCCACACUGCUGCAUUGGGUGGCGCACAACCUGAGCAGGUGCGUCGAGGAGGGCGUAGUAAAGGGGCCGCGGCGCAGCAUCUGCAGGUUCGACGAUCUGCGCGACAGCGUCGGUAUGGUGGCCUGCAUUCUAGCGUAUGUGCCGUCGGCGGCCACACGUCUGUCGCUGGAGCGCCUUGUCCCGGAGCCUGCGACACAGUCAGAGAUGGAGAACAACGCAGUGGUGCUGGCGGGGGCACUGGCAUACGUUGGUGUCCCGCUACGCGCAACACCGCGCGAGAUGCUUAUGUACAACACGGUUGACUGGAUGCUGUUGAGCGCGACGCUCUUUCUCUACCUGCCACGCUUUAUCCCGACAACCGUCAUCUCGCUGGAAGGGAAGCUGCUCGCGCCCAUGACGCGGGCGGUGGAGGUGGCGAACACAUCGGCCACAGCGCGCAGUUACACAGUGGAGAUGAGCAACACGGCGUUCCGCGCGCUGCCCCAGGAACUUAGCGUCGACCCCGCCGCGGCGGCACACAUCGAUGUGGAGGUGACGCUGCGUUUCAACCGCCGCAUGGAAGGCGAGUGCGUACUCGUCGACACCUCCGCGAGCCUCAUGGAGGAGCGCGCACCCAUCGUCCUGCGCCUCGUCGCGGUGCCGAACAACGAGCCGCUGCGCGUCAUCCAUGUGCAGACGCCGCUCUACACGAUCCUCAACCAUGAGAUCCAAGUGGAGAGCCCAUUCGCGCAGAACUGCGUCGCUACGUUGCGCCUCUCGCAGGACUACACAAACGACGCCAACUAUAGCGAGGGUGACUUCGGUAAGUCACUGCAGAGUGCUUUCUACAUCUCUGCCGGUAUCGUGCCGUUUCGCAGCGGCGAGGUGACAAAGCUGUCGAUGCAGUUCGCUCCAUGCGCCCGCGGUAGGUACGAGGCCAGCAUCACAUUUCACGACGAGCAGCAGGGCGAGUUCUCGUACCUCGUCAUCGGCACCUGCACGCCUCCUAAGCAGUCGGACAAGGCCACCACCCGCGCAGAGGCAGGGGAGGAGUGCACACACACGGUACUUCUGAAGCCGAGCAACGCCCCAUUUGAGCGUAUGAUGCGCUCGCUCGAAGACAAUCGCCGCUCCCGUACGCCACGCCCCACGAAAGGGCCGCUUAUGCCGGAACUAACAGGUGUGCCCUACACCGUCACCUUCGUUAAUGAGGCGAACAUAGGCCCGAACCCAUUCUUCCGAGGUCCUGAGAGCAUUACAUUUGCCACGGGGGAGUCAAUGUUUCCACUGACGUUCUCCUUUCUCCCCAAGUACCUUGGUGAGUAUAGCGGUUUUAUCGUUCUUGCCUCCAAGUACGACGUGCGCACCAUUCAUAUCCUCGGUAAGUGUGUGCCUACCGGUGACAAGGGUAUCCUGCGAUUCGCCUGCCCAGCGCGGCAGUGCAUUACGCAGGGCGUGCCGAUCUUUAACAACAGCAAUGAGAACUGGCUGGUCACGGCGACAGUGGAGGGGGCGGGCUUUGGCGGCCCCAAGGAGCUGCGCGUGCCGCGUGGGAAGCACCGCGACUACCCGCUGCGCUAUAACCCCGCGUGGGUUUCCUCUGAGAAGGGAAACUUGACACUCUUCAACAACGAGACGGGGGAGCGGCGCAUUUACGCGCUCCUCGGCGAGGCGGAGGAACCCUUGUCAGAGGACACCAUCGUUGUGGAGUGCCGCGCCCGUGAGCGACGCACUGAGACGCUGACGGUGCCUGACAUCAACGGCGCCGAUGCGAUGUACAACGUCGAGACGGACCUGCCCUUCGCCAGUGGAGAGUCAUCGGUACUGGUGCGACGCGGCGCCACUGCUAAGUAUGCGUUGGUGCUGCAGCCGAUGAUGGGUGGGACGUACGCCGGAACUGUCGUGUGCCGCGCGCCUAACGGCCGCUACACGUGGUACGCCGUAACGGUGGUCGUCAGCCCCCCUGAGAAGGAGGGCACGGUGGAGAUCAAGACCGACGCGCGCACUCCUGUUACGGCCGAUGUGACGAUACAGAACCCAACCGACAAGCCGAUCGUCUUCGCCGUGCAGCGCUUUGGCAGCGGCCUCUUCGGGGAGAACUCCCUCGUCGUCGAGGCGGGAGCCCCUGCAGUAUACUCGCUGCUGUUCGUCCCGUCUCACCUCGGCACAUUUGACGGGCGCCUCGCCUUCUGCAGCAACGAAGUGGGUGAGUUCUGGUACGAACUGCGCAUCCUCGUCGAGGAGGCUGCGCCGGAGGAGAUUACAUUCGAGAGCGAGAUUGGCGUCCCUGAGGUGGUGCAGGUGCGCAUCCCCAACAACACUUCGGUUGAGCGCUCGCUGUAUGUCUCUAACACGAAUCCCCGCAACUUUGCGACGGCGCCAAGCCUCCUUACGAUACCUCCCUACUCAGAGUUAACGGUUGACAUUGUGUACACACCAACCGCGGUGAAUAAGCCACAAGAGGCGACGUUGAAGCUGUACAACCCCGACCUCGGCGAGUGGCGUUACGUCUGCCGUGGCGUCGGCCAUCAACCGGCGACCAGUGCGCCGGUAGAGUGCGUCUGUGAGGUUGGUGGAAACGUCUCAGUGACGCUCAAGAUUAAGAAUCCAUUUGAGGUACCAAUGAUCCCUGUCGCGAAGCUCGAGUGUGGAAGCGAGGGCUACUACAAGUUGGGGCCUCUGCAGCAGCAGCAGCAGCAGGCAAUGGCACCAGGGACGGAGUCGUCCAUCUCGCUGACCUACGCACCCAAGUCUGUCGGCAAUCAUCUAGCCACUGUUCGUGUGUGUCCGGCGUCAACGACUGCGGAGGGUCUUCAGGACAUCACGUGGGAGUUCCCGCUGCGAGGUGUUGCAGAGUGGCGGAGCAGUGAUGCCUCGCUGCGGUUCCGCUGUGUGGCGCGCCGCCAGGUGGAGGAUUCCAUCACGUUGGAGGCGCCGGGGCUGACAGUGGAGGAGCAGAAGCGGGUCUCUGUUGGGCUGGCACUCGAUCGCCAGCAGCAGUACCCCAGCGCCGUGCAAGCGAGUUUUCAAAGCGAGGUGGUACUAAGUGAGGAGAGAGGGGACGCCCUCACGGUGAACAUACGCUUUGCGCCUUUGCGUCCCUUCAUUGCCACCGCGGAUCUUGUCGUGCGCUGUGAGAAGAGCGCGGUGUGGCGUUACCCCAUCAUCCUCGAUGCUGUGCGUGCGGAGCCCGACGAUGUGCUGGUUGUGAAGGCAGCCUUGCGCUCUGCAUCGGCCGUCACCUUUGACAUGUACAAUGCAUUUCCCCACAGCUCUCCGUUCAGUGCGUAUUUCACCCCUGAGAGUUCCCGUGAUUUGUCGGUGACGGUGGCGCGCGGUGUGCUGCGUCCGUUUAUUGUUGGGCAGAAGAACCCGGCCGCUGCGACGCCGCUGCAGGUGGUGUUCACCCCGUCUGCGCGUGUGCCGCAGGUGGAGGGGACUCUCAUCGUCGACACGGAGGAGAUGCAGUGGUCCUUUAGGGUCGUGGGAAAACUCGAGAGCAAAUCCGCGCACUAA
Molecule: messenger RNA, 6579 nt
Organism: Trypanosoma grayi
Lineage: Eukaryota; Euglenozoa; Kinetoplastea; Trypanosomatida; Trypanosomatidae
Exons: 1
Coding region: 1-6579 (2192 amino acids)
Source: RefSeq, a predicted model, not a curated record